Molecule: messenger RNA, 309 nt
Organism: Danaus chrysippus (African queen)
Lineage: Eukaryota; Metazoa; Arthropoda; Insecta; Lepidoptera; Nymphalidae
Source: the annotation of a GenBank genome assembly
AUGAAACGCAUAGUGAUAGUGUGCAUCUUCAGUUUAAUAUCGCAUUCGUUAGCGGCGGGUCCCAUAGGCACCUUCCUGCAAAUGAAUGCUAUAGGCUUCCCUGUUAUACAUCAGCUACAAAAAUGGGUAUUCGAUCCAGAUGUAGCUCUGAGAAGACGAAGACAAUUCAUUGACCUGCAUGGUGAUAAAGGAUCAAAACUUAUAGAGAGACUCGGCUUAGGAAUUGAUGGUUAUGCGGACGAAAGGCUCAUUAUGCAAAGAGAAAGAGAUGUAGGACAUUUGGGAGGACUUAACUCUUUAAGGCCGUAG